This is a messenger RNA of Centropristis striata (black sea bass), 753 nucleotides long. It is a transcript of the gene apom, whose product is annotated as apolipoprotein M. Gene Ontology annotation, cellular component: high-density lipoprotein particle; very-low-density lipoprotein particle; low-density lipoprotein particle. The record is from RefSeq and is a predicted model, not a curated record. The transcript is spliced from 7 exons. NCBI's taxonomy places the organism in Eukaryota, Metazoa, Chordata, Actinopteri, Perciformes, Serranidae. Gene Ontology annotation, biological process: cholesterol efflux; high-density lipoprotein particle remodeling; high-density lipoprotein particle clearance. The coding region runs from base 59 to 619 and encodes 186 amino acids. Gene Ontology annotation, molecular function: lipid carrier activity; phospholipid binding.
GGAACAAACAAAUUCCUGUGCCCUGAGGACCAACAGACAUUCUCAUCAUUUUGCAGUUAUGUGGGUUAAAGCGUUGUUUUAUUUUCUCUAUUUAUAUCAGGCCUUGGUUCCUUGUUCAGUUCCUGAGCAGCUGCCUGUCAACACUAUUGAUCGCCAGCAGUAUCUGGGGAAAUGGUACUUUAAAGCAGCAGUCAGUCACAGAGAGGCUGACAUCCAGAAGUUCAAAGCAUUGGACAACCUGUGGUUCACCAUGGAGGAGCCGGUCAAUGCCACACUGCUGCUGACUGGACAUAUGCGCAUAGGAGAUGACUGCAUAAAUGAGACCUGGACCUAUCGUAUACAUCCUGAGAGGGAUGAUAUGGAACUGGAAGGCAGGCCAACGCGGAGGAACCUUCUCUGGAGCGGCAAGUGGGUCAACUGUCCCGAGUGCAUCAUUUUACAGGAAAUAGAACCUCCCCUAAAGGAGACAGACUCAGAGGAUUCCCUCAGCAGAUUCAUGCUGUACGCUCGCCAGAGUGACGUCGACUCCAAGGUGGUGACGGCAUUUCUGAAAAACUACGCUUGUCAAAAUGUGCUGCAAAGUGUCCAACUAUCUCAAGAGAAAGAGUUUUGCAACUAAAUUUUAACAUCGAGGAAGUUGCAGGAGCCAUGAACAUCUUGGAUGACAAUAAAAUGACUUCAUGUUUUCAAUGCGUCACAGUGAAACAAAUAAAGCAAAAAUGCAAACAAUCCUUCAGGGAAUGCAUUCAUUUA